Vitrella brassicaformis is the source of this 863-nucleotide messenger RNA. The record is from the annotation of a GenBank genome assembly. Lineage: Eukaryota; Vitrellaceae.
CUAGCCCCCUGCUGCCGUCCACCGUGUGCCACCAUCCCAUGCUGUCUGACCGUAUGCGCUGUGGGCGUCGAUUUUCUGCAUGGGAUCGAGAGUGUCUGGCAGGUACCGCCAGACAAACAGGGUGCCCUUGUGGUUGGCCGCGGCCGCCAGCCGCCCGUCGGCCGACAGCGCGACGGUCUUGAUGGCCACGGCCUUGUCUGGCGCGAGCACCUGGCGGAUGCGGUUGGCACUGAGGUCCCAGACCUGCACGCGGCCCUCCUGGUCGCCCAGCAGCACCUCUGCUUGGUUGGCAUGCAGCGCCGCCCCGUGGACAGGCACCGGCGCGCCGGCCGUGGUGGCCAUGGUGGCCGUGGAGGUGCUCUCGUUGUCGAGUGAGAGCUGGUAGCCGGUGCCGCGGCAGUCCCAGAUCUUGACGCUGCUGUCCUCGCUGGACGAGAAGAACCAGCGGCCGGUCUUUUCCAACCCGACGCUCGUAACGUUGCUGGUGUGUCCGUCCAUGGUGCUGACGGCCGUGUUGCUGGCGGAUGCCAGGUCGAAGAGCUUCAUGAGGGGGUUGCCGGCGCAGAGCACCUGGGUCUUGUCCGGGGUGACCUCCAGGCAGUUGAUGUGUGAGUCAUUGUAGGGGAUGGUGCGGAAACACUGACCCAGGUGGGCAUUCCAGUAGCGAAGGGUGUGGUCGUAUCCGCCGGUUAUCAGCAGAGGCAGAUCCAUGAGUCGAAUGAGUCUGUCAGCGGUGGCACCCGUCAUAGAUGCAGCCGCUUCGACAGCGAAAUGUCGGCGUCAUCGUUAGUAUACCUCUUCGGUUCUUCAGUAUCCAAUGAGGGAAGAUAGGGACGAUGCUGGUCAGGCAAAAUUGCUCGACC